AUGACAGUUACCAUCCAGGAGUUGACAAACCAUUCAUACAUUGAUCAUGAGCUCUCCGCUACUUUAGAUUCAACCGAAGCAUUUGAGGGCCCUGAAAAGUUGUUAGAGAUAUGGUUUUUUCCUCACCGCCAUUGUAUACCAAAGGAUGAAAAUGGCGAUAUGAAGACAUUGCGUUCUAUCGCUGUUGAGAAAUGGGUGGCCAUCUUAAAACUGGUAAAGUGUGAAGUGUUGUCCAUCAAAUCAACUGAGAAGAUGGAUGCAUUCUUAUUAAGUGAAUCAUCCUUAUUUGUAUGCGAUCAUAAGAUAACUUUAAAAACGUGCGGUACUACUACUACCCUGUUCUGUCUUGAAGAACUAUUUCGAAUUGUUGAAGAAGAGCUUGGCUGGGAUAUGCGUGCUAAGAAGGAAGAAAACGUUGGUAAAUACCACCCUCACAAAGUUUUCUAUUCUAGAAGAUGUUUUAUGUUCCCAUUGAAACAGCGCUCAAUUCAUAAGAGAUGGAGUGAUGAGAUAGAAUACUUAAACAAAUUUUUCUGUUAUGGAAGUAGUUAUCUCGUUGGUAGAAGCGAUCAAAGCAACCAUUGGAAUCUAUAUGUCACUGAGACGAACAAAAACAUGAAUAUCACAGAUGAUUGUGGCGAGGAUGAUGAAGAUGAAACUUUGGAGAUCUUGAUGACGGAGUUGGAUCAGACCUGCGCCCAACAAUUUUCCUGUAAGAGAGAAGUAAAAACUGUUGAACAAUCACAACAGGAUGAAAAUACAAGUGAAGAUGAAGGCCAUCUUUCAGGUUAUAAAAUGACAAAUGCCACAAGAUUAGAUAGAGUUUAUAACAAUGAGAAGAAUGUAAGCUUCCACCACGAUGCUUUCGCAUUCACACCUUGCGGUUACUCCUCUAACAUCAUAAUGGAUGAAGAAUAUUACUAUACUUUGCAUGUCACACCAGAGAAAGGAUGGUCAUAUGCAUCUUUCGAAAGUAACGUCCCUGUGAGGCACGUAUCCAACAACAAACAAGACAAUAUAUCUGUUAUUAACCACGUUCUUUCUGUAUUCCAACCUAGGGAUCUAUGCAUCACUUUCUUCUGCAAGUCCAUGGAUAAUGAAUCAUUCAAGAAACUAAUGAAGACCUCUGGAGAAAUACCCAACUAUACAAAGAAAGAUAGAAUCAUUUAUGACCUCGACGACUACCACCUUCUAUACAUAAGAUUUGAAAGAAAUUGUUGA
Nakaseomyces glabratus is the source of this 1221-nucleotide messenger RNA. RefSeq names its product adenosylmethionine decarboxylase SPE2 (gene SPE2). Gene Ontology annotation, cellular component: cytosol. Gene Ontology annotation, molecular function: adenosylmethionine decarboxylase activity. Lineage: Eukaryota; Fungi; Ascomycota; Saccharomycetes; Saccharomycetales; Saccharomycetaceae. The record is from RefSeq and is a predicted model, not a curated record. Gene Ontology annotation, biological process: spermidine biosynthetic process; spermine biosynthetic process.